This is a messenger RNA of Trematosphaeria pertusa, 2063 nucleotides long. RefSeq names its product tyrosyl-tRNA synthetase-like protein. Gene Ontology annotation, molecular function: tyrosine-tRNA ligase activity; RNA binding; ATP binding. Gene Ontology annotation, cellular component: cytosol; mitochondrion. The record is from RefSeq and is a predicted model, not a curated record. The transcript has 5 exons. Bases 21 to 1838 code for a protein of 605 amino acids. Gene Ontology annotation, biological process: tyrosyl-tRNA aminoacylation. NCBI's taxonomy places the organism in Eukaryota, Fungi, Ascomycota, Dothideomycetes, Pleosporales, Trematosphaeriaceae.
UCUCAACGCCAGGGGCAGCGAUGUCGCUGUUCAGACACCUGCCGCGACCGAGGCCGUACGUUUGCCAACGAUGUAUCCGGAAACAACGCGCUCUUCUACGCGGACAACGAACGAAGACACAAUGGGCCGGCGAAGAGGCAGAUGCGAACGCGCGAGCUGCGGAAUGGGAACAGCGAGCUCAGAGGAUUGGGGCUGGUAGUCAAAAGAGCAUGUUAGAUAUCUUGGAUGAGCGAGGUUUUGUCAAAGAUGUUGCUGGCGGUCGCCAGGCGCUCGACUGGCUUUUGACACGGAAACGGAUCGGAGCAUACGUCGGCGUAGACCCUACAGCACCCUCCAUGCACGUCGGGCAUCUCCUGCCCCUGAUGGCGCUAUACUGGAUGUAUCUCCACGGCUACUACACCGUCACGCUGUUAGGUGGUGGCACAGUUCAGAUCGGAGAUCCAUCGGGAAGGACUACGGCUCGUAAGCGCCAAGACGCUGAUAUACAGUCUAUGAACAUUGAGAGCAUAAAGAGGCAGUUGGACAAACUUUGGACUAACGUCAAGUGCCUGGGAAUCAAGCACAAAUUCUCUGAACAUAUCAGCCGGAAGAAGGAUCUUCUGAACAAUCGGAGCUGGCUAAAAAAGCUCAACGCUGUCGAGCUGAUGCGAGAUUUGGGGUCAGGCAUGAGAUUAGGCGCUAUGCUCGCUCGCGAUUCCGUCAAACUGCGCAUGGAGACCGGCGAAGGUAUGGCGAUUUCCGAGUUCUGCUACCCACUGUUCCAGGCCUAUGACUGGUGGAGCAUGUACUCAAACCAAGGUGUCCAAGUACAGUUGGGAGGCUCAGACCAGUAUGGAAAUCUCUGCGCCGGCAUGGAUGCGGUAAAUCACAUGCGAAAGGUCCACGGACUAGGAAGCGAACGCUGCGACGAAGACCCUUUCAUGGCUACUUUCGGCCUCACCACGCCCCUUCUAACGACGGCAUCUGGCGAGAAAUUCGGCAAAAGUGCUGGGAAUGCCAUUUGGUUGGAUAAGCAUAUGUUGAACUCUUUCGACCUAUACCAAUACUUCCUACGUACUUCUGAUGCUGAUGUCUCCCGCUAUCUAAAACUCUUCACUUUUCUAUCUCUUGACCAGAUCGAAGUGGUCAUGGCACAGCAUAGACAAGACGAAUCCAAACGUGCUGCGCAGCACCUUCUCGCCAAGGAGAUUGUCGAACUUGCUCACGGGGCGGCAGACGCGAAAAAGGCGGAAAGAGCGCAUAAGGAGGCAUUCAGCGAUGGCACCAAUACGUUCUCCCUUGGAGCUCUGAGGAAAACAUUAUUGGACGUCUCGAACAAGGAAAUCCCCAUUGGUAACGAGCCUGCCUCAUUGAGCGAAAAGGAGCAGCAACUCCUCGCGUACAAGAAGGCUUAUGCCGCAUCAUCUACCUCGCAAGCCAUCGGCGGCGUCACGAAUGAGCCCUCGAAAAAGGAUGCAGACAAUGUUGUAACUCUACCUAUUUCUCUUCUCCAGGCGGGCUCCUUCCCACGUGUAAUGCAUGCUGCCGGUCUGGUCCCCUCUACGAGCGAAGGCCGACGGCUCAUCUCAAAGAAAGGCGCCUAUGUGGUCGUGCCAAACUCAGGAUCUCUCGACAACCCACACGGCUUACAAUGGAAGCAUAUUCCGGAUUCCAUCAAUACUGCCGAUCCCAACCACUAUUUAAUCGAUUGGAAGGCGCUCGUCCUACGAUCUGGGAAGUCGAAGAUUCAAAUCUGCCGCGUUGUUCCAGAGGAGCAGUUCGAAGCUGAGGGCCUCACCUGCCCUGGCUGGGAGGAGUUCAAGGCUCGGAGGACCGAAACUGCCGAAGUGAGGCAUUAGCAAGGACAUGUUUGUUUGUAUAUCAUGUGCGAUUACCUGUACAAUAGAGUAAGCAGAAGGUGCCGACGGGUUCCUGAUGUACUUCAACAACUGUCGUCUAUCCGUCUCUUCUCCUUUCUCAUACCACCAUCACAUCGCUCUCAUCAUUACGAAAAAUCAUUUCGGGCCCGUUUUCGAUAGCACUAUCGCAUUUUCACCUCCGCAUCAGUGCUCGGCUCCAGUCUC